AUGUCGAGUGAGCUGAAUCCCAACAAAGAGGAGUCUUUGAAGACACACCCCGAUCGUGUUCCAGCGGAUUCUCCCGAACGGCCUGCUCGGACUCGCAGGUUUCAGGAAAUCAACGACGCCUACUAUACGCUAUCGGAUCCUACGCGCCGGCGCGAAUACGACGAAAUACGCAGUUACCAGGAAGAGGAAGCUUCGCCAGAGGAAGAUAUUCCUCGAGGCGGUGCUGGGGGGUUCCCAUGGUCGACGUUCGGCUUUGGCGCCUCGGCAGACAGGGACCAGCGUAAUUCCGAGCAGUUUGGAUCGGUCUUCGAAGAGAUGCUGCGCGAAGAAGGGCUUGCCGAGGAAGAAGGGCGGACGACCACGCCUACAAGCCGGUUCUGGGCGAUUGUUGGCGGGGUCAGUGGUGGUGCCCUCGGGUUCAUCGUCGCCAACGUCCCGGGCGCGCUGGCGGGCGCCGUCGCAGGCAACAGGUUGGGUGCUGUGCGAGACGCCAAGGGGAAAAGUGUCUAUGAGGUUUUCUUGGAGUUACCACAGAACGAUCGGGCGCGACUUCUAAGACCAAACCGCCCUUUACAGGGAACGAUCUGUCUAUUUGACGUGGAUCUCACUUUGACAUUCCCUAGACAGACAGUCACACCGGAAAUGCUCGAGCUCUUGUCUCGAUUGCGCCACAAAUGUGCAAUUGGAUUCGUUGGCGGCUCCAACCUCGUCAAGCAGCAAGAGCAACUCGGUUCUGGCUCGGUUGACGUGACCUCUCUCUUCGAUUUCUCCUUCGCCGAAAACGGGUUAAUCGCGUACCGUUUGGGAAAGCCCUUGACGGGAAAUAGCUUCAUCCAAUGGCUUGGAGAAGAGAAGUAUCAGAACUUGGCCAACUUUUGUCUCAAGUACAUUGCCGAUCUCAAAAUUCCCAAGAAGCGCGGCACCUUCGUUGAGUUCCGGAACGGCAUGAUCAACGUGAGCCCUAUUGGCAGGAACGCAAGCACGGAGGAAAGAAACGAGUUUGAAGCCUAUGACAAGGUGCACAACAUUCGCAGAGACAUGGUGGACGCGAUGAAGAGAGAAUUCUCCGAUUACGGCCUUACUUUCUCGAUCGGUGGACAGAUCUCCUUUGAUAUCUUCCCUACCGGAUGGGACAAGACCUACUGCCUUCGGCAUGUCGAGGCCGAAAAAGAUAUAUCCGGUGCCGACUACAAGACCAUUCACUUCUUCGGAGACAAGUGCUUCCUCGGGGGCAACGACUAUGAAAUCUACAGCGAUCCGAGAACGAUCGGCCACGCAGUCAAGGACCCCUCUGACACCAUGAAGCAGCUUCAAGAGCUAUUCCAGUUAUAA
Messenger RNA from Penicilliopsis zonata CBS 506.65, 1332 nucleotides. RefSeq lists its product as hypothetical. Gene Ontology annotation, cellular component: cytosol. The transcript is spliced from 8 exons. The record is from RefSeq and is a predicted model, not a curated record. Lineage: Eukaryota; Fungi; Ascomycota; Eurotiomycetes; Eurotiales; Aspergillaceae. Gene Ontology annotation, biological process: protein N-linked glycosylation; GDP-mannose biosynthetic process; mannose metabolic process. Gene Ontology annotation, molecular function: phosphomannomutase activity. Bases 1 to 1332 code for a protein of 443 amino acids.